Molecule: messenger RNA, 2034 nt
Organism: Symbiodinium sp. CCMP2456
Lineage: Eukaryota; Dinophyceae; Suessiales; Symbiodiniaceae
Source: the annotation of a GenBank genome assembly
AUGACUUCUGACAGCGACUCGUCGGGAGAUGACGAGAAGGAGGCCAAAGAGGAGUCUGCUCCGAAGACGGCACCGCCUCCAAAAGCGCGGCCAAUUCGAAAUCUGCCGCCACCAAAAGGCGAGCGUCCUGCGAAGAGGAUCAAGGCGGAGCCCUCCGAUGAGCCAGAGCACGUUGGCGGGCUCGGCCCUGGCCCUGUCACUCCGCCUCCCCCGCCGGGUGGGCUGCCACAAAAGGUGCCGGAAGUGAAGGCGAUGCCGCGGCCUCCGGCGUCCACGCCCAUGGCGAAGCCGGUGAGCCACGAUGCACCCGAGGUGACGAAGGAGGAAGAGGAAGAGGAGCCUUCACCGGCUCAAAGUUGGCCCGACAAGAGUUGGUCUGAGCACCGAGACCGGGAAUGGGAAGGCUGGGAAGGCUGGGAAGGCGGAUGGAGAGGCUACGACUGGAGCUCCCGCAGCAGCAGCAGCUGGGAGAAUAACAGGUGGACCAGAUCCAAAGAGUCCGAGCCAACUCCACCGCCAGCCUGGCGGACGAAGAAGACUCAAUCCAGACGUCCGGCGGUUCCUACAAAUCCUCCGAAGGCCAAAGAAAAGUACUCGCCACCACCACAGCUGCCACAGCAACGCCCAGCGGCGAAAGGAGGUGGAAAGAAUCCUGGAAAGACCUUCCAGACGGCAAUUCAUUGGCUGCGCCAGGGGACGAAGCCCCCAGCCGCGAAGGCGCCAGCCGCGGGGGCCAGCACUGUGCACCCCGGACCGGUGACGGUUCGCUCCAGUUGGCCACAGGAGGCCCAGCGUCUUCGAAGUAUCUCGAUCGAGAUAACGAGCAUGCUGAAUGAGCCGAAGAAGAUGAGGCUCUCACAGAUCGCCCGGGAUCUCUUGGCAACUGCAGACCGCCUGGAUCCUGUGGCCGUCGUGGGUGCUGUGGUGGGCAUUCGGGCCUUCGAGUCCCUCGGGCGCGAGCACACCAUCCAGGUGCAGCUUCCCAGCCACUUGAACCGGAUGGUGCAGGUGAUGCCAAAUUACAACCUCUGGCCAGAGAACUGGGAACAGGCGAUGUACGCUCUUCCCAUCUUCGGGGUCUCCUUCUUGUGUCACUUCAACGCACUGCCGACGCAUCAAGAGCUGGAACGGCCGACGCGCUAUCGCAUGAGAAGGGUGAUCUUGGUGACGCUCACAUUGACGUCGUUGAUCUACCUCUUCGUGAGCAUCUGCGGCUACCUUUUUGCUGGCUGCUUCACCUGCGGCAACGUCCUGCUGAACUUCCCAUCUGAUGACAACCUCAUCAACGUCGCGCGAGUGGCGUUGGGAAUGGUGUUGAUGCUGAACUUCCCCCUCAUCUGCCAGCCUUGCCGGAACGCGCUCUUCCGGCUCCUGAACGGCUCUGGCUGCGUCAAGGCUGCGGAGGUGCCGCUGACAGAGUCCCUGGAUGGCGCCCGGGAGAAUAGCUCCGGCUCCUUUAGCCUGGAGAUCGUGUCGACUUCCACGAACGACCUCACCAGCGACUCACAGGUGGGACGGCUGCCGCGUGUCGCCGACCCGACACCUUCCAGGCAGCGGUCUUCCUCCCCUUCGCGGCCGUCAUCUACACCUUCGUCCCCACCGGAGGCAUGCGUGCACGUCUACCGUCGCCAGGACACCCGGGGAGGUCGAGGUCAGAGCUCUGCAAGGAACGCCCCCGACGUGCACGUCUUCGACACCUUCCAUCCCAAGGAAGAGGCCAUGCGGCAGGGGGCCCUCGAGCCUACGAACUGCCAAAGAAUAGUGUUAACAUCCCUCCUUCUGGGCACUUCGUUGCUGGUGAGCUGUGUCAUGAAGAGCAUCAUGGUCGUUUGGUCCGUGAUUGGCAGUACGGUAAGUUUCCUCAUAGCUUUCAUCCUGCCGGCGCUCUUUUGGUACAAGGUGGUUGGACCAACGGUGCGCCCCUGGCGCCGUGGCGCUGCACUGGGGCUCAUUGCCCUGUGCUGCGUGCUGUCCGCAAUCUGCUUCGUCCUGGCCUGCACCGCACUGAGCUCUUGGAACUCAGCUGAGAAUUGA